CUGGCUUACCCAUGUGAAGGAAUUUGAGAGAACCGUCAACGGUUGGAGAAGUGCUAGGACACCAGUGGAUAAAGGGGUGCAAUUAAAGCUGGGGAGCUCGGCCUAUGAGGGUGAGAAACUGAUACAGAGACAUGGCUUCUCUGAGAAGCAAUUUGGUCCCGUCCCUUAAUUUUCUUCUUCCCCGGCCGAUGAAUAACAACUUCAAAACAAGGUCGAGGAUCCUCUGCGUAGGAUGGGACCCCGAGGGGUUGUUGGGUCCUCCUCAGACAGGGCAUAUUACGAGAUUGGAGUUUAAGAGGACGCUCGAAAAAGACGCCGGCGCUCGCGAGGCCUUCGAGCGCCAGGUCCGAGAAGAGCAGCAGCAGCGCCGCACUGCUAGACAGGGACGUGUGGUGCCUGAUACAGUUGAAGGCUUAGUGGAAUACUUUUUGGACACUGAAGCCCGAGAGCUCGAAUUUGAGAUUGCAAGGCUGAGGCCUCGGUUGAAUGAGGAAUUUUUCAAGCACCUGCAAUUUGAACUUGGCCAACUACGGUUUGCAGUGACGAAAACUAAGGAUAUGGAAGACAGAUUGAUCGAGUUAGAAGCUAUGCAGAAGGUUCUCUUGGAAGGAACAGAAGCAUAUGACCGGAUGCAAGCAGACCUUAUUUUGGCGAAAGAAAGGUUAGCUAGGAUAUUUCAAUCCAAGGACAAGAAGGCAACGUUGUUGGAGAUGGUUGAGAAGAAUGAGAUCAAUAGGUCUUUAUUGACUAUUCUUGAUGAGAAUAUAGCAACUGCAUACAAAGAUGACCAGAAACAAGCGGCAGAAUUCAUGGAGAAGAUUCGUGCUGCUAUCCUCAAAUACAUGACAGUAUGAAUCUUCAACAAAUAUAUUGAGGAACUCUUCUUGUAACAAAUAUAUUGAGGAACUCUUCUUGUUAUUCCUGGUUGUACUGAGCUCCUUUUGUAGGCAGUUUUUCUCUCAGGUGUGUGUGUGUGUUGUACUUGAAACCUUCCGCAACCUUCCUCUUAAGUAUAUUAUUAAAGAGAACAUAUAAUGUUCUCUUUUGUUCGGGUA
This is a messenger RNA of Amborella trichopoda, 1055 nucleotides long. Its product is annotated as dimethylallyl, adenosine tRNA methylthiotransferase. Gene Ontology annotation, cellular component: chloroplast stroma. The record is from RefSeq and is a predicted model, not a curated record. Lineage: Eukaryota; Viridiplantae; Streptophyta; Magnoliopsida; Amborellales; Amborellaceae.